Messenger RNA from Acanthochromis polyacanthus (spiny chromis), 2474 nucleotides. Its product is annotated as zinc finger CCCH domain-containing protein 13-like. The record is from RefSeq and is a predicted model, not a curated record. NCBI's taxonomy places the organism in Eukaryota, Metazoa, Chordata, Actinopteri, Pomacentridae. Bases 861 to 1916 code for a protein of 351 amino acids. The transcript has a single exon.
CAAGACCAGAGACCAGAGACCAGGAUCAGAAGAGACCAGAGACCAGAGACCAGAGACCAGGAUCAGAGGGGAGACCAGAAACCAGGAUCAAAGGAGACCAGAGACCAGAGACCAGGAUCAGAGGAGACCAGAGACCAGAGACCAGAGACCAGGAUCAGAGGGGAGACCAGAAACCAGGAUCAAAGGAGACCAGAGACCAGAGACCAGGAUCAGAGGAGACCAGAGACCAGUGUGAGAGGAGACCAGAGACCAGAGACCAGGAUCAGAGGAGACCAGAGACCAGUGUGAGAGGAGACCAGAGACCAGAGACCAGUGUGAGAGGAGACCAGAGACCAGAGACCAGAGACCAGGAUCAAAGGAGACCAGAGACCAGAGACCAGGAUCAGAAGAGACCGGAGACCAGAGACCAGGAUCAGAGGAGACCAGAGACCAGAGACCAGGAUCAGAGGGGAGACCAGAAACCAGGAUCAAAGGAGACCAGAGACCAGAGACCAGGAUCAGAAGAGACCAGAGACCAGAGACCAGGAUCAGAGGGGAGACCAGAAACCAGGAUCAAAGGAGACCAGAGACCAGAGACCAGGAUCAGAAGAGACCGGAGACCAGAGACCAGGAUCAGAGGAGACCAGAGACCAGUGUGAGAGGAGACCAGAGACCAGAGACCAGGAUCAGAGGAGACCAGAGACCAGUGUGAGAGGAGACCAGAGACCAGAGACCAGUGUGAGAGGAGACCAGAGACCAGAGACCAGGAUCAGAAGAGACCAGAGACCAGAGACCAGGAUCAAAGGAGACCAGAGACCAGAGUCCAGGAUCAGAAGAGACCAGAGACCAGAGACCAGGAUCAGAGGAGACCAGAGACCAGUAUGAGAGGAGACCAGAGACCAGAGACCAGAGACCAGGAUCAGAAGAGACCAGAGACCAGGAUCAGAGGAGACCAGAGACAAGGAUCAGAGGAGACCAGAGACCAGAGACCAGGAUCAGAAGAGACCAGAGACCAGGAUCAGAGGAGGCCAGAGACCAGGAUCAGAGGAGACCAGAGACAAGGAUCAGAGGAGACCAGAGACCAGGAUCAGAGGAGACCAGAGACUAGGAUCAGAGGAGACCAGAGACUAGGAUCAGAGGAGACCAGAGACCAGAGACCAGGAUCAGAGGAGGCCAGAGACCAGGAUCAGAGGAGACCAGAGACUAGGAUCAGAGGAGACCAGAGACUAGGAUCAGAGGAGACCAGAGACCAGAGACCAGGAUCAGAAGAGACCAGAGACCAGAGACCAGGAUCAGAGGAGGCCAGAGACCAGGAUCAGAGGAGACCAGAGACCAGAGACCAGGAUCAGAGGAGGCCAGAGACCAGGAUCAGAGGAGACCAGAGACUAGGAUCAGAGGAGACCAGAGACAAGGAUCAGAGGAGACCAGAGACCAGAGACCAGGAUCAGAGGAGGCCAGAGACCAGGAUCAGAGGAGGCCAGAGACCAGGAUCAGAGGAGACCAGAGACCAGAGACCAGGAUCAGAGAAGGCCAGAGACCAGGAUCAGAGGAGACCAGAGACUAGGAUCAGAGGAGACCAGAGACAAGGAUCAGAGGAGACCAGAGACCAGAGACCAGGAUCAGAAGAGACCAGAGACCAGAGACCAGGAUCAGAGGAGGCCAGAGACCAGGAUCAGAGGAGACCAGAGACCAGGAUCAGAGGAGACCAGAGACUAGGAUCAGAGGAGACCAGAGACCAGGAUCAGAGGAGACCAGAGACUAGGAUCAGAGGAGACCAGAGACUAGGAUCAGAGGAGACCAGAGACCAGAGACCAGGAUCAGAAGAGACCAGAGACCAGAGACCAGGAUCAGAGGAGGCCAGAGACCAGGAUCAGAGGAGACCAGAGACCAGGAUCAGAGGAGACCAGAGACUAGGAUCAGAGGAGACCAGAGACUAGGAUCAGAGGAGACCAGAGACCAGAGACCAGGAUCAGAAGAGACCAGAGACCAGGAUCAGAGGAGGCCAGAGACCAGGAUCAGAGGAGACCAGAGACCAGAGACCAGGAUCAGAAGAGACCAGAGACCAGAGACUAGGAUCAGAGGAGACCAGAGACCAAAGACCAUGGUCAGACCAGACACCAGGUCUUGCACUGUUCUUCAACUUGUUGACACCACAGUGAAGCUAACUUUUGCAGACACUGGUAAAAGAAGAACAGGUUUGUGUGGAAUAAACCUUGGAGUUUUUAGUCAGAAAAGUUUUAUUUUGGCGAAAAGAAUCUACAGGAACUCGGACAGGAAGUAGUAUUCUGAGGUGCUGUCAUGACUAGCAGGGUUCUAGAUAGAUGUCUUCUAGAUGUCUUCGAGAAGUCCUGAUGCUCUGAACAUCUAAUAAUUCAUGAAAAACAUGCUGCCUCCACCAUGCUUCACAUCAUGAUGCUGCCACCACCGUGCUGUGAUGACGUUCAGUGUUUCUUUCCCCCCAGAACCUUUGGAGAAUGUCUAGGAACCAGAUAUCU